Messenger RNA from Capronia coronata CBS 617.96, 4005 nucleotides. RefSeq lists its product as uncharacterized. The record is from RefSeq and is a predicted model, not a curated record. Bases 1 to 4005 code for a protein of 1334 amino acids. The transcript has 2 exons. Lineage: Eukaryota; Fungi; Ascomycota; Eurotiomycetes; Chaetothyriales; Herpotrichiellaceae.
AUGCCCCACCUCCUCGCACGUGUCGCUGGCUACAUUGACUACUAUCAAACCAAUCAGCCUGGGUUUGAUGAUGAACCUCGGAUUCAUCCCAUCGAAGGAACCGUCAUGGACGAUCCUAUGCGGGAUGACAAUUCUGAUGACAACGGCUUGUUGGAAUACCAAUCCGACGACGAAUCCGACAAUGAAGACCCUCUCAAGAGCCUUCAGCAUCUCACAGCAUACUGGAAGCCUCGCUGUGGCGACAUUACCGUUCUCCUACCAAUGUACGCACAAGAGAUUACUCGACUGACAGGUACAGACAUCUUUGCCGAAGAAGCAGAAAAGAGAUGUCGUCUGUACCAGGGUGAUUUCAACCUUGCUGGGGAGAAACUCUUGAGAUUGGAACCAUUGCUGGAAACGUUCAAGAAGCAACGAGACAAUGAAUCCCUGACGUCUAGCGGAAAUCUCCUCGUCUGGCCUCCACAAGAAAAGGAUGCGAAGAUGCAGUUUGUUCACAUUACAAGUGAACAUCCUGCAUACUCCCGCGUCAUAGUCAACAAGAUGGAACAGACUCUCUUUAGGAAAGUGAUUGGAGAAAUCCGCCCAUGUACGCGUUCAUUCGACUACGAGCUUCCGGCGAAUCUCUAUCUCGACGGCAUCUCCCCCACCAGCGAAGUACAGGCAUCGCGAGUCUGGGAUGGCUUUUUGUUCCACAGCUUCGGCAAUCCCGGCAACAUGGACCCUAUCAUCUCGUCCAACCCAGCCUCCGCCGACAAUAGCGACAGAGGCACGGUCAAGGAUCCGGAUGAGGAACGCAUAGCUGCUUGGACAACCAAGGUUGUCGGUGGCGCGGACCCUGAGAUUGCUCCUGAAGUUCCGGUUGAGCCUACACAUCCGACACGUCGAAGAGUUGUUCUCGACUCGGAUAGUGAGGACGAUGAGCCCUCAGUUCGCAUGGGCCAGUCACAGCUCAUUGGUAGUCAAGCCAUGAAAGCCCCUCAGCAAUCGGAGAUGCCUCGAAAUGCCACUCCCGAGCCACCGUCAGAUUUGUUGUCUCUGCUGUCAUCGCCUGCCCGGUCCGUGUCGAAUCAAGUCAUGGGAAGCCUCGUGGACAAAGACUCGAUACAGAAAGACUUGCUCGACGACCCGACAGCUUCUCCGAAAGUGGCAAUAUCUCAGAAUGUAGGUCUCGAGUCGCCAUCAGACUUGGUUUCCCUGGUGUCAGAUUCGCCCCAUUCCACGACAAAGCCAGCCACUGGGAGCACGUCGAUCACCACCACUGCAGAAUAUAAUGGCCUUGCCAACCAGGACUUGUUGUCUGGAGACUCGCCGCCUCGUGUAGCAGCUCAUGACAAUACAUCAACCCGCGAUCGUGUGGCUAUUACUUCCCAUUCAUCUAACCUCCCAACAUCUAUUGUGGAAGACCAACUUCUGGAGUUAUCGUCAACUGAGCCGCUUCCUGGACAGACUUUGACUGCCACAGACAUGCCAGCGUCUCUGUCUCUAGCUGCAGGCACGGCUGAACCCAAGGCGGAGCACGCUGUGCAGUCUGCUGCACCAACUCCCCCCUUGUCAACUCCAGCUACACCUCCACAAGCCGAUGCAGCAGCAUCUUCUUCGCCGCGACCAACUUUUGAUCCAAAAGCAUACGGUGGACCUUCACCCAAGCUCCGACGUGGUCAAAAUGUACAUCUCGGUAGCCGUGAGGGAACCAAUCCUCGGUAUCGGGCGUCGACUCGCGGUGGACGAGGACAAACCAGCGGCGGGUCGUAUUCACAGGCCGUAUCGCGAGGCCAACAUCCGAUUCCACGAGGACCACAGUUGCAGCGAGGUAGCAACAUUCGUCGUCCUCCAAUUGUGGCAGGCUCAGCAUCGAGUGAUGGCGAUCUGGGUGGUCGGGCAGAGUCUCGCCAGUCAGACCUGGUUGAUACCCGUUCGCCGACUACCAAUACCUCCCCCAGAAUCCCACCGGGAUUCGAAUCGCAUGUGCCCUUGGUUCGUGCGCAGCCUUCGCCGGGAAGCCAACCUCAGACAUCCAACUCCGUACCGAACAUCAUGGACGAGCCUAUACAGCCACCUGGCUAUGCUCCCCACCCGCGGGACAGUCGAAGUCGCUCUGGCACUCACGCGUCUGGAGAAUCUCGCAUCCGAUUCAGUAACGAGGGUGCUGACUAUCAAGCCACACACGUUCCCAAGCUGAACCAAGCUGUGUUGAGAGAGAGAAGCCUACAAGCCGCCAUGGCAGCCGUGGAAGCAAGAAGGAAUGCACAAGGUCAGGCUUCAGCAAACAAGAAAGCGGAGGACGAAGAGAAGCCGGCGGUUCACUCGACCAUGCGACAACAAGGCAAGAAUCCUGGCAAGAAGCCGGUCAAGCAGGAGACCAAGGCCGAGGCCGCUGCUCGACGUGCCCAAGCGUUGCUGGACGCACAUGGACCAGUACCGGCAAAAGCACCACCUAAACCUGAAAGUUCGAACAGUCAGUCGGAGCCCAUGAGUACUUGGAAGAAGCGACAGAUCCGGAAGAAUACAACCAUCGCCGACGGCCAUCCUGAAAUUGUAGAAGACAUCACUCGGAAGCGCCAAUGCGAUAAACUAAUUCCUCAACUGGAACCGUUGUUUGAAAUCUGCAGAGCCUUUAACGGCCGAGUCAGCUUCGAGGUGGCUUUUGGUCAGGUCUUGAUCUUUCCGGGUCCUCGGCUAUCGGACCAGCAGUACCACAAUGUGAUUGAUUGGGAAGAUCUGUUUGAGCCGAAGCCUACCAGAACUCCUUGCACUACCACGUUCACCAAAAUCUUGACAACCAACGGCGCAGAUGUCGAUCGUGCUCUUGAGCUGAAAGGGCCGUCCACAGGCGCCAAUGUCAAGUUGUGGAAUACUACUCCGGCCCACCAGUCUGUCAGCUACGAGUUCUCGUGUCAGAGUCGAUCCAACGAGGACUUCCUGAUCCUGGUCGAUGAGUCCGGCAAACAUGAGCUACGAAAAGGUCUCGUCACUGUUGGGAUGAUCAAUAUGCACGUUCCUGCUCAGAUCUGGGAUGCCAGCGCCAUUCUUUCGGGUCAUCUAAAAUGGUUCGAGCCUCCAGAAGUGCUCAAGAAGAGCGCCGCCACGUUUGUCAACUCGCUCUACAUCGUGCCCGAACGCGAGAAACUGAUGAUCGUCUUCCGUCAACCCAACGACCAUGAAGUUCAAAUCCGCAACCUAAUUGUCAAGCGGGUCACCUUUCAUGCCUGUAAUUUGGCCGGCUACGAAGACAUACAACUCAAAGUGGUGGAGUCGAAGAGCCUGAUGUUCAAGGUGCACCCUCAAGACAAGAAGCUCUGGCAGGGCUACGAGGGCACGAAGGAAGAAUACGAGCAGCUUUCUCAAGACGGUCGAAUUCAUUACGAGAUGUCCCUCGUCCACACCGGGAUCAACCAAGUCCUCGCUCAGAACGAGGAGCUGGUGAUCGGCGAGCUCACACCUGCCGAAACAACCGGCCAAUCUCUCGUCGACCGCGCGGCCAUCCGUUCGCUGCUUGACAUUGCAGUACAUAUGCUUUCCAAGAUCGACUUCGUCGGCAUGCACAACUUCGGCACGCAACUCCGUCUCGACGUCGAAGAAGAGCGACGCCGCAAACAACUGGAAGCGUCGCUCGGGCCGAAGGGCAAGUCUAUUCUUCAUGCUCCUACCCGCAUCGGUGUUCCUCCAGUCAGUAGGUUGCAUCAUCCCAAUCCGGCCAGCCAUAUGUCUGGAGCUGGAGCUGGAGCCGGCGGUGGUGGGUUUGGCAGCGCCAGCCAGAUCGCCACGACCAUCAAACCCCCUGUUCACGGCGUGCGCUUGAACACUGUUGCAGAGGUCUUCGAGGACGUCGAUGGCUCGAGGUACAUGCUCGGCAUGGGCGGUGCGCGGAUCCCUGUCGCUGAAGAAGCGCUGCCUAGUGCGAGUACCGUCAUGCCCGAUGACAGCGCGAGCCAGGUCGGUGGAAGACAGGCGAAGUUCUAUGCUCCGUGGUCUGCUGAAUCUCCUCGCAUCGAUGGGUUCUGGUAA